This is a messenger RNA of Knipowitschia caucasica, 951 nucleotides long. NCBI's taxonomy places the organism in Eukaryota, Metazoa, Chordata, Actinopteri, Gobiiformes, Gobiidae. The record is from the annotation of a GenBank genome assembly.
AUGGACCACAUGUCCAUAAUAACACAGGUUUCCAAUCCAAAGGAAGAGGAAAUAUUGGCUUUUAAUCAAGAUAAAGGAUCCCAGUCAAAAAGCAGCCCCAAAAAGCAGAGGAAUCGCAGCAUCUUCAGCACAUUAUUCUGCUGCUUUCGAAAUUACAAUGUUGAGCCACCAGCCGCCAACUCGAACACCAGCGCCCUACCUCCACCAGUUGAGGAGAACGGAUCCCCUCCCAAGUGUGACCAGGUCGAGGUCAUCCCUGUCCCUAGUCCACCAGCCAAAUACCUCCUGCCUGAGAUGAUGAUUUCCGAUUAUGGCAAAAAGUGUGUCGUGAUAGACUUAGAUGAAACCCUCGUCCACAGCUCGUUUAAGCCAAUAAGCAACGCAGACUUCAUUGUUCCAGUGGAGAUUGAUGGUAUCGUUCAUCAGGUGUAUGUGCUGAAAAGGCCUCAUGUUGAUGAAUUUCUUCAAAAGAUGGGGGAGCUUUUCGAGUGUGUGCUGUUUACAGCAAGUCUUGCUAAGUAUGCAGACCCUGUGGCCGACCUGCUGGACCAGUGGAGCGUAUUCAGAGCGCGGCUCUUCAGGGAGUCGUGUGUUUUCCACAGAGGCAACUACGUCAAAGACCUCAGCCGGCUCGGACGAGAGCUGAACAACGUUAUCAUAGUUGACAACUCACCGGCUUCCUACAUAUUUCACCCGGAAAAUGCUGUCCCGGUACAGUCCUGGUUUGACGACAUGAAUGAUACAGAACUGCUGGACCUGCUUCCUUUUUUUGAGGGACUCAGCAAAGAGGAAGAAGUGUACAGCGUCCUGCAGAACCUCAGGAGCAGCUACACCACACCCUUCGGACUCAGGCAGACCCUCAUAAAGUGCCCCUUUUCGUCAUCGCCCACAAGGGGGGCCCUGGAGUGUCACUGUGGAAACUCCUGCUGGAGACUGGCCUUCGUCUUCUGA